Molecule: messenger RNA, 1962 nt
Organism: Pedinophyceae sp. YPF-701
Lineage: Eukaryota; Viridiplantae; Chlorophyta; Pedinophyceae
Source: the annotation of a GenBank genome assembly
AUGCACAUCUUCCGGGCUUCCUCCCCGUACGGGAUGCCCGACAACAGAAGAGGGCAACAGGGGAGGCUCGCGGGCUCCGAGGCGAUGCCCCCGGCCUCGGAGGCUCAGGCAGAGGCCCUGGGCCUGAAGCAAGUACAGAAACCCCUCCCGUCAGCAUGUGGACUCGCCGGCGGGCUCGGCGCAGCCGGCCAGCCGCCCCUGGAAGCCGAAAGGCCCAGUGGAUCCGGUCUGAAGCCUGGCAACGUGUGCGCCACGGGCCUGCCGCCCACACCGCUCCAGCGCUCGCCCUCUCGCGAGCCCAUCCUCUCCAGGGGCGAGAACGUGCUCCGCGCGGGGACCGACCGUGUGCCAGGACGCGAGUCGCCGGGACGUGGCGCACGCAGGACGUCUGCUGUCGCUGCGAGGGAGCUUGGAGAGGACGACGAGGACGAGCACGACGCGGAGCGGGAGGCAGUGUGCGCGGAGGCGCCCGCGCGCACGCAGAGCUCGUACCGGGGGGUGUGCUGGCAUGCGAGGGACCGUCUGUGGUGCUCGCAGAUUUGUGUGGCCCGCGACACCAUCCACCUGGGGCACUUCAAGGACGAGAUCGACGCUGCCAAGGCCUACGACGCCGCCUGCCGCCUCGUGGGCCAGCCGCCGCCCAACUUCCCCAACGAGCGCCGCGGUCAGGAGUGCAUCAAGUGCUCCACGGCGCCGAAGCGGCUGCGGGCGGCGGCUGAGCGCCUACGCGUGGCGCCCCCGGACCACGACGGCGAGGUCCCCACGGGAUCCCCCGGGUGCGUGUACGCACAUCUCCUCGGCCUCGCUCGUGAGGGGAGCGACGCAGGGUUAGGCGAGGCGAAGGACCUACAGGACACCCUCAGCAAGGACUACGGCGUCGAACUGGUCGCCCCUAAGAGCCCCGGGAUCUCGGCGAACGGCGAAGCUGCGCGCGAACCACCAGCUCGCAUGGACGCGAUCCCGCACGCCUGGAAGGUCUUCCUCUUCCUUUGCAGCUUCGGGCAGUUUCUGGGCUGCUACGAGCGGGUCCAGAAGCCAGGCCGCGGUGAGCGUCGGUUCGAUAUCGGCGAGGAGGUCCGGGACGGUCUGCGACGCCCGGGCGUGUACGUCGGCCUGCAGUUUGUCGGGAACGGAGGAGUCGUCCCGUUCUAUCUCGGAAUGUCGGACGCGGACGUACUGCGCCGCACGGAGUCGAUCGCUCACGGGACGCUCAGCAAGUUCGCGAGGUGCCUGGUGGUCUUCAUCGGCAUGCCUCAUGCGUGGCUGCGCCGGUACUUCCUCGCCAGCGACUUGGAGCGCGCAGGCCUGUGGCUGUUUAACUUCACGCACAACCAUCAUGACAACGGUGGGAGCGAGGAGAAGAAGAAGAAGAAGAAGAAGAAGGACGAGUUGCCGUCGGCUCCUGUCGUAGAUCCGGUGGAGUACGUCUCGCUCGGGCCGCCGCAGGACGCGAUGAAGGCGUUCCGCGAGGCGGUGCUCGAGCGCGAGAAGAAAGCCCUCGAGACGCUGUACGCGCGCCCGCAGCGCCGGCGCUUCGAGUCGCUGUCGCCGGAGCAGCUCGCGAAGGCGGAGCGGGAGGCAGUGUGCGCGGAGGCGCCCGCGCGCACGCAGAGCUCGUACCGGGGGGUGUGCUGGUAUGCGCACAGCCGUCUGUGGCGCUCGAGGAUCUGUGUGGCCGGCGAAUGCAUCGACCUGGGGUGCUUCAAGGAUGACACGGACGCGGCGAGGGCCUACGACGCCGCCUGCCGCCUCGUGGGCCAGCCGCCGCUCAACUUCCCCAACGAGCACCAUGGUCAGGAGUGCAUCAAGUGCUCCACGGCGCCGAAGCGGCUGCGGGCGGCGGCUACGCGCAAGGCGCAGCGAGAGGAGGUCCCCGUCGCGAUCAGGGACCGCGGCGCGGUGCAACGGACAGCACCCAGGGCCAUGCACCCGUUCCAGCCUUGGAUGCUCGGCUUGAGGUGA